AUGCGGAGGUUCCGCGGCCAGAAACGCCAAGGAACACUCUGGGCUGCCCACGCCUCGCUUUCUCCUUUUGGCGCAGAUGCCCGCCGAGAUUUCCUGGGACUCCAAUCUCUUAGUUUAACGGAUGGCGAGCGGACUCAGCUUCUGGGGCGAGGGACCGGGGGUGCCGGAGAGGAGGGGCUGGGGGACAAGACGACGGUGGGGGGACCAAAACAUCAGGAAUACACCCUCCACAGUGUAAGGUUCUUCAUUAAGAUAAGGGAUGACUGGCGCUUUCCGUCUCCGGGAGUCGCCGCGAGUGCAGCCCCCACCAAGUCGGCCCACGUGCAGUGGACGGUCCUUCGCGGCUGCUCCAGCUUCCUCAUUAAGCGCAACAAACUGACGUACAGCACCGAGACCAACAACCUCAAGGCCCGAAACUCGUUCCGCUACAACGGGCUGAUCCACCGGAAGACGGUGGGCAUCCAGCCGGCCGCAGACGGCAAGGGCAUAGUGGUGGUGCUGAAGCGGAGGGCAGGGCAGAGGAAGCCUGCCACUUCCUACGUGAGGACCGCAAUCAACAAAAAUGCCCGGGCCACCCUCAACAGCGUCCGGCACCUCACCCGCAAGACUAAAUACCGGAAAGAUCUCCGCGUGGCCGCUCUACGCUGGGCCAGCGCCGUCCUUCGAAGCCAGAAGCCAGUGGUGGUGAAGAAUAAGGGAACCCGCUCACUCGAGAGCACCUAA
Messenger RNA from Trichosurus vulpecula (common brushtail), 723 nucleotides. RefSeq names its product 60S ribosomal protein L28-like. Gene Ontology annotation, molecular function: structural constituent of ribosome. Lineage: Eukaryota; Metazoa; Chordata; Mammalia; Diprotodontia; Phalangeridae. The record is from RefSeq and is a predicted model, not a curated record. Gene Ontology annotation, biological process: translation. Gene Ontology annotation, cellular component: cytosolic large ribosomal subunit; ribosome. Bases 1 to 723 code for a protein of 240 amino acids. The transcript is spliced from 3 exons.